AUGCAUGACGAUACACUUGGUGACGAAUUACUUUUCAAUGUUGAUACAAUCACGGAAUGUACACCGACCACUAUGAGUGAGGAAAAUCCACAACCAUCGACUAGUGGUUUAACUCGACCGAUAUACGAAGAUAUUAGUAGUGAUGAUAAAAAACAUUCAGAUAUGGAAGAAGCAAGCGGACAAGAAGAUUGUGAUGACGUUAAAUACAGUAGUAGAAGAAGUAGCAGUAGUACCUGUAGUAGCAGUAGUAGCAGCAACAGUAGCGAGGAUAAUAAGGAAAAUCCACAACCAUCGACUAGUGGUUUAACUCGACCGAUAUACGAAGAUAUUAGUAGUGAUGAUAAAAAACAUUCAGAUAUGGAAGAAGCAAGCGGACAAGAAGAUUGUGAUGACGUUAAAUACAGUAGUAGAAGAAGUAGCAGUAGUACCUGUAGUAGCAGUAGUAGCAGCAACAGUAGCGAGGAUAAUAAAUGGCGAAGGGGAACGUCCACAGUUUAUCAUUGA
This is a messenger RNA of Copidosoma floridanum, 504 nucleotides long. RefSeq names its product putative protein TPRXL. The record is from RefSeq and is a predicted model, not a curated record. NCBI's taxonomy places the organism in Eukaryota, Metazoa, Arthropoda, Insecta, Hymenoptera, Encyrtidae.